This is a messenger RNA of Erinaceus europaeus (western European hedgehog), 621 nucleotides long. Its product is annotated as cytochrome c oxidase assembly protein COX19. Gene Ontology annotation, cellular component: mitochondrial intermembrane space. Bases 45 to 320 code for a protein of 91 amino acids. The transcript is spliced from 3 exons. The record is from RefSeq and is a predicted model, not a curated record. Gene Ontology annotation, biological process: mitochondrial respiratory chain complex IV assembly. NCBI's taxonomy places the organism in Eukaryota, Metazoa, Chordata, Mammalia, Eulipotyphla, Erinaceidae.
GGCCUGCAUAUGCGCACUCGCCCGGAGCCGGCCGCGCUGCCAUCAUGUCCACGGCUAUGAACUUCGGGUCCAAGAGCUUCCAGCCGCGGCCCCCGGACAAGGGCAGCUUCCCGCUGGACCACUUCGGUGAGUGUAAAAGCUUCAAGGAGAAGUUCAUGCGGUGUCUCCGGGAUAAUAACUUUGAAAACGCUUCAUGCAGGAGUGCCUCCAAAGAGUAUUUGGAGUGUAGGAUGGAGAGGCAACUGAUGGCACCCGAGCCUCUGGAGAAGCUGGGCUUCCGAGACUUGACUGGACACUCAGAGGCCGGGACAGGCGUCUGACUGGGACCCUGGGUUGGACCAGCACCUGCCCGUAGUCAACCAGAGACUUCAGGGUUCUCCCCAACUCCCCUCACCUCCCGCGGGGCUCCUCCACUGGACGCCUGGCCCUCAGCCCUGUACGGCUCUGGGGAUGUGUGUGGCGUGCUGUCCGUACAUCGGCUUCCUUGAGAUCUGGCCCCUGGCCUGACCUCUGAACCCUGGCCUGCGCAUGGAUGAAGCUGAGCCUGACUCCUGGUCCCUGGCCUGUGUGUGGAUGGGGCUGAGCCCCUAGUGCCAUCAGCAUAAAAGUUCUUGAGCUCUG